AUGGGGAAACUCUGUGCAGUGAUUUCCUGUUUGUUGCUGAGUGUGGGAGCGGUGACGGCUCAGGGAGCUCAGACUCAGAACAGUGAGCGUCUGCUCCCUCAGUGGCUCACCGGCAUCCUCGCCGUCACCGGCUUCCUCUUCCUCACCUUUGUCGGAUUCUUGGUGAAGAAGGCCUGGUGUGAGGAGCCAAGCAGAAAGAAGACCACGAUGGAGUUGGUGGGAGUAAAUGAGUUUGUCAACAAAAACACCUCCGAGAACAGUCUGGACAUGGCCAGAAAGAAGACCACUAUGGAGUCGGUGGAAGAAGAUGAAUAUGUCAACGAAAACAACUACGACACCAGUCUGGAAAUGAGGAGAGACAACAUGAAUGUCAACGACAGCGUGAUCGACGUCACUGUGGACAAAGCUACCGUCAUGUGA
Pseudoliparis swirei is the source of this 420-nucleotide messenger RNA. It is a transcript of the gene pdzk1ip1, whose product is annotated as PDZK1 interacting protein 1. The transcript is spliced from 5 exons. Lineage: Eukaryota; Metazoa; Chordata; Actinopteri; Perciformes; Liparidae. Bases 1 to 420 code for a protein of 139 amino acids. The record is from RefSeq and is a predicted model, not a curated record.